Molecule: messenger RNA, 1375 nt
Organism: Podarcis raffonei (Aeolian wall lizard)
Lineage: Eukaryota; Metazoa; Chordata; Lepidosauria; Squamata; Lacertidae
Product: killer cell lectin-like receptor subfamily B member 1B allele A
Exons: 6
Coding region: 338-1060 (240 amino acids)
Source: RefSeq, a predicted model, not a curated record
ACUUAACAGGAGAACCACUUAAAUAUUUUUUUUUUUAAAUAAGAGGUGUGUGAAUCUUGCUAAAUAAAUAAAAUAAAAGGCAGACAUCUAUUUUGAUGUGGAAGAAAAAGGAACCAUCUGGAUUCUUGUUACCCUCACCUUUCUGCUCCAGGAAGCUCCGCUUCAGUUUUUCAAAGACCAGAAAACCUAACCUGACUUCAGCUACACUGGUUAGCAGCAGCGCUUCCUUCAACGAAUUACAUUGGUUGGCCGGCUUGACUAAUAUAUACACUUCCCUUGCAGCAGCUAGUUGUCCCAUAUCACACUCAAUCUCUUGGCCUUCUUUGCUUCCAGCGGAAUGACGGAUGGCUCUAUCUAUGUUGACCUUGCUCUCCCUUCAGCUCCAACCUCUGCCAGGCUGCUUCACCCCUCGCAAGGAUCAGGUGCCUCACCACAUUCCCAGGGGCGACGGACUGCUCUCUGGAUUGGAUGGGCUGGAAAUGUCAUCCUAGGGGUCACUGUGAUCGCCCUGUGUUUUCAGACAUGGAACCUCAUGGGUGAACUGGAGAAAUCCUGUGUCCCUCAGGAUGAAAUGGAAAAUAAUCUAUGCCUAGAGAAUGUGACUUCGCUGCAGCAAUUUUUCUGUAAGCCGCUUGAAAACAGCUCAGCAGAGAGUUCUGACUGCGCAGUCUGCCCUGAGAAUUGGUUACGUCUCAAUAGCAAGUGCUACUGGUUCUCCAGUGAAAAAGGAGAUUGGACCGAGAGCAAAGACGACUGCAGAACAAAAGACUCUCAAUUGUUGGUGAUACAGAAUGAAGAAGAAGUGGACUUUAUACUGCGUAAUAUCCAAUAUCCACUGCUUUGGAUUGGAUUACAAGCCACACCUCCUGACUGGAAAUGGACCUGGGUGGACGGCUCCCCGUUAGAUGACAAACUGUUGAAAGACCUAGCUCCGGCUCAAGAAAACUGCUGCGGGAGACUUAAUGGGAACAAAACUAUUUCUGAGACAUGUACUACUGUAGCCAGAUGGGUCUGCGAAAAGAAAGCUCUGCAAAUAACUACAAGGACCAGAGGCCAUUGAGUACCCCUGCUUCUCGCCCUCUCUGCCUGACCAAUUUCUCUUCAUCCAAUCGGCUGAGUGGUAUUGAUGUCACCUGGCCAAAAUACUAUAAGCUGCUCUGAUGACAGGGGUGGUUUGGGGAGGUUGGGCAGCCUUGGCCUUCGGCUAAAGCUCUGAGUUCUGUGGGGGAUUUGGGAGCCUUCAGAAGUUGAAUUCUUAAAGUAUUGUUGAUAUUAAAAGAACUGAAAUUCUAUGACCCACAAGCAUUUUUUUAUUAUGUCUACUCACAAUGGGUUCUGGAUUUCUAGGUUUAUAGACAAUAUAAUACAAAUGGCU